AUCAAAUUACAAUUUCAGAUAUAAACAUGUCUCGUCGAUGAUGGGAUAUGGCCGUCUAUGCGAGUAUUUUUGUCACUCCUUUUAGUCCUACACAAAAAUGUAAUGUAGUUUCUUUCAGGCAUUUCGUCAAACAACUUCAAAGUCACACAAUUCAUUUCACUGAUAAUACAAAAAUAUGUCUUCUACUUCCGGUUCUCCUACACCCCACCACCGUGUCUCCCCUGAUCACACCAAGGAAGAAAGACCAAGAUUCUUUGACGCCAUGACCAAGAAACUCUGCUGGUCCAGAGCCGAAAUCGUCCCCGGUCGACACCCGGAACGGUGGCGUAAAGAUGCAGCAGGAAACAUUGUCUGCAGACGCUUCUGUAAUUGUCAGGGUUGUCUUUGCUUUGAAUAUGAUCACAUUGUCCCUUUUUCCAAAGGAGGGGAAUCAGUGCUUGAGAAUUGUCAAAUUCUGCAAACCAGAGUUAAUCGAGUUAAGUCGGAUAAGGAUGGUGUUGACAAGACUCAAUUGCGCGGUUAUUCUUGUGAUAUUAAUUUCACUGAUAAGGAGCUGGACAUAAUUGAAAUGGCGGUAUAUGGUGAUGUAAUUAGGCCAGGGAAUCAAUGCCGUUGUAGAAGCAUUGAUGAAUUGCUUGGGAAGUACAAGCCUAAAGACCAUACAGCCGCCUGUAAGUUGCCGUGAAGUGAUGGCUUCAUAUCAUAGACACGUGAUCAUUCAACUUAAAUUAAUUUAUUUUGGAAUCCAUGUGAUUUUGUGGGUUCAAUCUUUAUCUGUAAGAGACCUGAGAAAUAGAAAAAAUAUGGCAUAAACAUAAACAGCAGGAUAUUCCUAAUGAGAUCCAUUGCAUAACAUAAAUACAUAUACGAUGAUUCUUGUUA
Messenger RNA from Erigeron canadensis, 882 nucleotides. RefSeq lists its product as uncharacterized. The transcript has 3 exons. The record is from RefSeq and is a predicted model, not a curated record. Gene Ontology annotation, molecular function: nucleic acid binding; endonuclease activity; zinc ion binding. The coding region runs from base 176 to 685 and encodes 169 amino acids. Lineage: Eukaryota; Viridiplantae; Streptophyta; Magnoliopsida; Asterales; Asteraceae.